Molecule: messenger RNA, 816 nt
Organism: Trichoderma gamsii
Lineage: Eukaryota; Fungi; Ascomycota; Sordariomycetes; Hypocreales; Hypocreaceae
Product: 26S proteasome regulatory subunit N12
Exons: 2
Coding region: 1-816 (271 amino acids)
Biological process (GO): proteasome-mediated ubiquitin-dependent protein catabolic process
Cellular component (GO): cytosol; proteasome regulatory particle, lid subcomplex; proteasome regulatory particle
Source: RefSeq, a predicted model, not a curated record
AUGGCUGAACGGAGCCUCUCCCCGAUUCUCGCCCAGCUAAAGCAGUCUCCCCAGAUGAGCUACCCCGAGGCCAGCGCCCUCCUCUCCAAGGCCAAGCUUCUCCUCCUCAGCGUAAACGCCCUCACUCCGAAUCCCUCAGCGCCCUCGAACCUCCUCGCCCUUGCCCGGGAGACAUACGAGCAAGGCGCCCUGUUCUCUAUCCGCGCCAAGAAUGCCGAUGCCUUUACGCGCUACGUCCAGCAGCUCCAGCCCUUUUACGAGCUGCCAUCGGCGACCCUGCCUCCGAACCUCCCCGAACGCAACAAGGUUACUGGAUUAAGCUUGCUGCUACUCCUCACCCAAGGCCGCUAUGCCGAGUUUCACUCGGAGCUGGAGAGUCUGGCAAAUCGAGAUGGUGGCGGAACCGACGUCGAAGGUGAUCGUUACCUGGGAUACCCUGUUCGUCUAGAGAGGUGGCUCAUGGAGGGAAGCUAUGAUCGUGUAUGGAAGGCAAUGAAGAGCAGCGAGGUGCCAUGCGAUGAGUACAGUGUUUUCUCAGAGAUUCUCAAGAACCAAAUACGCUCUGAAAUCGCUAGCAGCAGCGAGCGAGCCUAUCCGAGCCUUCCCAUCAGCUCCACCAAGUCCUUGUUAUUCCUCAACUCAGAAGGAGAGGUUAUUCAGUUUGCCAACCACCGUGGAUGGAUAGUCAAGGAGGGCCAUAUCUACUUCCCUAGUACUACCGCUGAUGGUGAAGACGGGGCUAGUGCCAAAGACAUGAGCCAAAUGAUCAUGGAGAAUGCCUUGGGCUAUGCUCGCGAGCUAGAAACUAUUGUGUAA